This is a messenger RNA of Papilio polytes (common Mormon), 463 nucleotides long. RefSeq names its product adenosine 3'-phospho 5'-phosphosulfate transporter 1-like (gene sll). The record is from RefSeq and is a predicted model, not a curated record. Lineage: Eukaryota; Metazoa; Arthropoda; Insecta; Lepidoptera; Papilionidae. The transcript has 4 exons. Bases 132 to 419 code for a protein of 95 amino acids.
GUAAAACAUGUGAUGGUGUCGGAGAAUAACAUCUUUGGAUAUGCCUAUUUUUAAGUAAAUUAAAUAAAAAAUAAUCAAAACUACAUAUCAAGCAGUAUUUAUUAGAUCUUUAUUUAUAGCUAUAAUACAAAAUGCGGACAAGACUGGUUAUUGGAUCCGUGCUGGUGUGUUGCGUGGCGCUGUCAUGGGUGUGCAGCAACCUCUACCAGGAGCUGCUCAACUACUACGAGCAGACAGAAGUGCUCAUAGACAGUGACUACUCAUGGUGUUUCCGGUUGUUACUGAACUUGGUGGGCUACUCCACCAUCCUGGUGCCCGGCUACAUCCUCUACAAGUAUCUUCACAGCACUCAAUACUUUGAAAAGAUAAGAAUCAUUGAAAACCGGCGCUUCGGUGUACACCGAGCACAUGCCGAAUGAAUUCCUUUUCAUUUAUUGAAUAAACUGAUUUCUUUCUUUCUUUC